Molecule: messenger RNA, 5350 nt
Organism: Mercenaria mercenaria
Lineage: Eukaryota; Metazoa; Mollusca; Bivalvia; Venerida; Veneridae
Exons: 12
Coding region: 2973-4097 (374 amino acids)
Source: RefSeq, a predicted model, not a curated record
GGUUUCUCAUGGCGCGGCUCAGUUCUUCUGUGGUGGAUGCGCUUAUGAGACGAUAUAAAUAACUUGCACUUGGAUAGCAAAAGAAAUAUUAUACUCUUUUCAAUGUAUCAAAAAUAUUUUGGAUUUCCGUCCUGAAACAUUAAAACAAUUUUCGGCUGCUCUUUGAGUUCAAAUAAGGAUAACUAUGGGAGGAAAUAUUGAAUUCAAGCAAUCUCCUUUUUUUAACCUAAUUUUUCAAAGCUUUUUGUCAGUUACAACACUCCCAUUAAGUCCAUUGAUUCAGUGUAUUGCAAUUUGAUUUAGUAUACUUUUUGUACUUAAUUCCCAAGUUUUUUAUCAGUUAAGACACUCCCAUUAAAUCUACCGAUUCAAUGUACUGUAAUUUGAUAUAUUGAAAGAUGACAGCUCGUUUUUGAAUCGUUUUUUUAAAUAUCAUUGUUACUUAGUCUUCCAAGGUUUUUUUUCAAUUAACAAAAUCCUUUUUAAUCCCAGAAGAAGAAAAAAGAUAUACAUGCUACAGUAUAAGAUGAAAGUGAGUGGAAUUAAAAAGCACAAGAGCCAUAACUCUAUCUUUAAAAUAAUCAAAUUAUUUUCCAUUUCCCACCUUUGAAAUUUAAGACUGUGGAUCCGAAACGGCAUUCGGCAAGUUCUGUGCAAUUUCGUAUUUUUAUCUGUUAUUUCGGCAUUCUUCGGUUGUUAAUGUAGCUUAUACGAGUAAUUACAGUUUCGGUGAAAGCCGGGAAAUGCCGAAAUCCCAUACGGAGAAAACGUAAUUAAAUGGAAGUUACCGAUUAUCAUUACCUUAAGAAAAUAGCGUUCACUCGUCUGUGGGAAUCAAUUUUACAUUUUACCAAAGAGGAGAAGUAAAUAAUACAGGAACUGUAACUCUAUCCAUUGUGUUAAUUCGCUUUCUACACUUUAUACAUUUCAGACAAUAAUUGUGACUCCGCUACAGUGAAAUCAAUGUAACUUUAUAAUGAAAGGGACAAAAGAGCAAAAGAAUCAUACUUAUAUCUGGGAAAAAAUUCUAAUAUACCUUUCUGUUUAUACUUAAAUCUCCUUUUUUAUUCAGAUAACUUUGUAACUUGCCUAAAUUGGCACCAUGUACUCAAGUUUCGAAGCUGGCGUGCGCAUGUGCGCCAGACUAUAGUAUACCAUCCUCCGAAUUCAUUAAGACCCAUAUGCUAAUUUUUGCUUCUGAAACAAAAAAAAAACGUACAAAAUCUAAGCAUGUGCAUUUUAAAUAGUUCUUUUUCAUACACACUUUUUCCAUGCAUUGGUGAAAAUAAUUAUAGUCUUUUCUCAACCACUGAAUAUAUAUUUCAAUGAUAAUAUAGAAAGAAUUCCUCUUUUUAAAGGAAACGUACUUUUAAAUAAAGAAAAACAUGUUUUAUGAGGGGUUGAUAAAUAUGCAUUCAAAGUAUUCAAAGUAAGUAAUGUAAAUGUAAACAAACCAAAGAAGUGAUCCUUUUGUCGAAAUUGAGCCUUUUCAGUGCGUUAAAGUAUUUUGUUACACAUUCUGCAGCCAUGCGAACGAUGUAAACAGGAGUGGGGGUCAUAGGUACUCAAAUAAAGUAUCAUUAUUCAUAUGUUUUUCAUCCGUAAUUUUGGUGAAAGUAAGAUAAACUUUGAAAAACAUUUGGUUCUAUUUAUGGAACGCCAUACACACCAUAAUGUUAUAGGAAAGCAUCUGGUUGUCUUUAACCUAAUUUUAUAAAAUUAAUGUGUAAAAUCAGCGAGCUUUUUUUUUAUAUAUCUGAACGUUGACUUAAUUAACCAGCGCAAAUGCAAAAUCAUUAUUAAAUUUCAAGAGCAAAAGACGAGAGUUUAUGUACACAUGAUGGCUUAAUUUGGCAACGUAGUGUAAUUUUAUCACAUUCUAUAUUUCCUCCUUUCUGAUCCCUCUGGUGUUUGUAAGAUUCUUUAUAAUACCUCCUUUUUGUUUGCAAAUGCUCCUAACUAGCAGAAGACUUUAUAUUGCUUUGUACUUCUGCCUUCUUUUAUUUGUUUAUAAGGUUUCAGGUGUUGCAAGUAUAUUCAGUCAGUGUUUCGUGGAGGCCAGCCUUUCUUUACUUUCAGCACUUUGAAAAGACAAGUAGUAAGUCUAAAAAUUGUACAGAAAUAAGAUAGAUUUAACUUGAAACCUUACAGUGACUGUUUUUCAUUAUCAAACAGUCUUUUUGAAUAAAUCUUCUAGCUUGAUAUCAAUCACCGUUAGUGACAGAUCUAGCUAAUUUUGGAAUUAAUCAAAAAGUUACUUUACAGUAGGCGAAAAAUGUUGAAGCUUUCUUAAAGAAAGGAAGGGUAAACAUGUGCCAUUGUAUAUUAGUAAAUUAUAUGAUGGAAACGUUUAUAAACACUUUUAUCAAAAAAUAAACUUGCAAUGAACUAGGCAACCCUUAACUUUUUACGCGAAAGAAUUUAUUCCCAACACUUUACAUUAACAUACUAACUUUACGGAAAGGAUUAGAACGAAAGACAAGUCUUUAUAGAAUUCUUCUCCGACGCGAAAUAAUUGCUUCUGAAAUUGAACAAUUAAUUCAUCUCGAAAAGACAAAGAUUUUCUAAUAAUUGAAAUUUGAAGACGUAAAUUUUACAGUGUAAUAAAAAUAAUCAUCAAGAAACCAGGACAGAAACAAAAAGAUCAGUAUUGAAAAGCGAGCUUUAAUCCAUCAAUAGCAAGAAGUUGUUUGUGCUACAAUGCUGUAUGGCUUUCGACACCUAGCCAAAGGUGUAUUCAUUUAACGUCCGUAAUACUUGAGAAUUACAUAACAUUAUCAUUUAUUUAGACUAGUUAUUGCCGACCAGUUAAACCGAAAACCUCUGCUUACAAUCAAUUUUCCGAGUUUCAGAGAUUGCGUGACUUGCUUUGGCAAAUAAAGUAGGGGAGCAGAAAAAUAGAGGGUUAUAUUAAGAGCCCAAUCAACUAAACAGCAGAACAUGUCAGAAUAUAUUGUUAUUCUUAAUUAAAAAUGACAAACUGCAUAAUUGUUUUCCUGGAAAUUAAAGCUGUAAUUAUGCAAUGUCUGCGUAAUGGAAUAAUCAUUAGUGCAACAUUGAUAUUUUGCAUGACUGAACUGUUGCCCUUGACAACUGGAGGUGGUCUUCCUGAGCACUGUACACAAACGGUUGUCUACAGAAAAAGAUUGAAAUCAUACGAUAUUAUUCUUUCACGGCUGAACGAUUCCGAGUUUCCAGAACCACCAGCUGACACCGAUGAUAUAAAAGUUGAUAUUUGUCCAAACAAUACAGUCCUCAGAUUCAGCUGGAAAAUGAAUCGAGGUCAAGGAACUGAAAUGAAGCUCUGCUACAGAAUGAAGUCCAUGUUUAAUGGUCAACUAUUGAAAUUCAGCUGUGUCAGAUUUCACGUGCAAUACUCAAAACGUCGUAAACAAAUGACAUGUCGCUUUCCAAUGUAUUAUUUUUCAUCUCGACCAAUUAUAAAUGUAUUGGCAACAUCCCUAGAUGAUGGCAACGAGUUGUUUUACUAUGGUGAAUUAAACACAGGCGGAUUAGAUACUACAGACAGUUGCAGGCAUGUGUGUGACGUCAGAGCGAUAGAAAUAAACGCUGUGAUGUCGUGCAAUGCCAAGUCGUCUAUCAUAUAUAAAGACAGUGUUUCUAUAGUACGAUUGUCCUUUGAUCCUAUAAAUUCCGAUUCAUGUGGAGAUACUUCUGUGCAAAUUUCAGGAAAGACAUCAAACAAGCUGGACUACUCAAUCAACUGUACGCACAAGGGUCUUGGUGUUGUUAACGUGCUCUACAAUAUACAUGGGUAUUAUUGCUACAAAAAUCACACUGUAAGAGUGAUUUGUGAUUCGAUUUCCACAACAACUACAUUUCUUGCUACAACAGAGUCCCACGUUGACAAGAUCCAGUCAUUGGUAAUCUUUGGCACAUCGUGUUUAGUCAUCACUGUGGUCAUCAUAUGUAUUGUUACGCAGACUUCCAAACACCGUGUUAAUGCCCAUAGACCUUCUAACGGUAAUCGUGUAAAUAGAUAUGGAAGCGAAAUUGUGCUGCCACAGUUAAAUAAUUUGAGACACUUUGAAGGCAGUGUUUCAUCGUCGUCUAGUAACGUCACUACCCAACUUUAAACGGCACAUAAAAGUGGUAGAUUUGGGUCUUCAGACGGUCAAGGUAAAGUUCUGCCGACGUGGUAAAACUGACAGAAACGUGCUUGAGUAGAAACAUGUAGCGGAAAGUGGAAAGGAUGGAGCCGUUUCAUGAAAAAGAACAUCCUGUUUCGGCGGUCCUUCAGUGACAGUUUUGGUCGAAAUGCUUCAAACAGAAGAAGUUGAAAUUCGACAGGCCGUCUAACAUGACGAACAGAAAAAAACCUUGUAGGUUCGGUGUGAGCAUGUAAAUGGCCGGUAUAAGAAAUGCAUACUACCGUCCACGCCAUCUAAUCUAACCCAAAAUAUAAACCGUUUCAACACAAUGCUGUUUUUGACCAGGACGUUUUGUCAGAAUCAUGAAUACUACUAAUAGUGACACUGGACAGAAAUAGUUAUUAUUUGUGUUUCUGAGAGAAUAGUUUUUCUUUACUGUCUCACAUCUAUCAAAGUGAAGUAAAAGUUAUAGAAAGUUUUUAGAUGAUGUGUUAGCAAACUAGCUAUUCAGAAAAUUAUACCAAUUUGUACAAUACCUUAUCUCCGUUAGUUUGUUCUGACCAGUUGGAAAGUAGUCUUAUACCAAUUAUAUUUGUAAGAUAUUGGGCUAUUGUGGAAGAAAUCCAGAAGCAGAAACUGGUCUGUUAUACAGAUUGAUAGAGUGUGGCACUUUAGACAUUUUAGCAUUUUAUUUAAAUCUAAUACAUAUCCCGAUUUUAGAUUGUUUAAAGUAGAUGCAAUGAAAAGAAGAUUGUAAAGGCAUAGUAUUGUAUUGACCCCCCUUUCAUCAAAUUACUAUACUUGUGUAUAACUCCAUUUUCCUGAAAGAGAGGUUUAUUUUUGUAUUACACCUCCGCCUAUUUGCUCGAGUGUUUAACAAAUGAUUGAGGUAACUGUCGAUUUACUUUUUGGGUUAUAUUGUACGAAGAAAUAGAAAAAUAAAUGUAUUAGUUAAGGGUUAUGAACACUAAAACAUCUUUACAGUAAAAUCAAAAUAACAAAAUGUCGCACGCACACCAAGACUAAAAUUUUGAACACUCUAUUUAACUUGGGGUUAGUCUAACAGCCGCUUUAAGUUCCUAGUCUCACAUAUUCAGUAGUCAUACCAUUAAUCCCAUUGUGUUCCAUCUUCAGAUUUGUUACUGAGUACAUUUAUGCACUUAUUCAUUUAAACAGCAGAAUAUAAUAACAAACAUCAAGAAGAAAUGCAAUGAAAUAGAUUGUUUACUUUUCUCUAA